AUGUUGGAGAAAGUCGAGAAAGAUGCCGUGCUUACGGUUAAGGAGGUCUCCAAGGUCGGCCCCGUCAAGCUAGCGACCGUCACGCUGCCAUCCCUGGGGCAUGAGGCUGGUGAGGGCGGGCCGCUACUCCGAGCACUGCUGCUAGGCGCCGUUCGAAAAGCGCACAAGAGGACGAGGGACGCGGAGGAAAUGCGGAGGGACCGCGACAGAGCCAUCGAGGAGAAGGUCAGGGUGCAGGAACUGCUGGACUCCACCCUCAGGAACAAGGAAAAGACUGUCUCCAGCAUCCUGGAGCGAGCAGCCCUUGUCAUCAAUGCGAAGAAAGCACGCAUCACGACUCUCGAGUUCGAAAUUCAGCAACUGGAGCAGAGCGGCAGGGGCGACUCAGAGGGAGGCGAAGACGCAUCCUCCGGUUACGACAGCAACGUUGACGACGAGUACAGAGACGAAAGCAAGGGUGGUCGGGAGGGAGAUGGCGAUCCGGGUGACGAGGGUACCCCUCCCCCCGGAAACGGUAAGGGCAAGGUCAAGGGAAAAGGCAAGGCGGCAAACGCUCAACCUCGAGGUGCCGGCGUUACUCCUGCGGCCGUUUCCUCGAAACCGAACGACACGGAUGCAGGAAGGGUGACAACAGGAGGGGGACAAAAGGGGGUGGGUGGGUCUCCUAGCGGAAAGGGCGGCGGUGCUGGUCGAGGUGGGGUCAAGGUGAAGGUCAAGACGGAGCCUGGGUUUAUGGGGGCCGGGGGAGGUGCUCUCGCGGUGCCGAUUGGAACACAGGAAGUAUCGGGUGAGGACCUCUCGAAAGUCGUGGAAGCCACAAUCAAGCUUGAGGGAAACGACGGUCGUGACGGCAGCGGGGCCAAUCGAAAACGCUCCCGGCCGCAAGGCUCGGUGCCACCGUCUCCGAACGAGCAGGGAUUCCGCGACUCAGACGCCGCUGGCGGCGACAGCGGCAGCGGUGGUAGACGUGGCGGUGCCCGUGAAGCGGCCAUGUACCUCGGAAGUGAUGACGACGAAGGUAUAGACGAAGAUCGGACACCCGCGAAAUCGCGGAGAAGGGUUCGGAAGAAACCUGCUGCAUCGACCGCUAAUACCGAAGGGGGUGGGGGCGGCGAUGGCAACCACGGCUCAGGAGGAGCGGCGGCGGCGGUGCCAGUGGAUAGCCGGCCGACACAGACCACAUUUGCAUGGACAGAUAUGCUGGGUGACGACGACAACUCGGACGACUUGGAUGGCAUGCGCUAA
Ectocarpus siliculosus is the source of this 1245-nucleotide messenger RNA. Lineage: Eukaryota; Phaeophyceae; Ectocarpales; Ectocarpaceae. The record is from the annotation of a GenBank genome assembly.